Messenger RNA from Galeopterus variegatus (Sunda flying lemur), 1305 nucleotides. RefSeq names its product ras GTPase-activating protein 4-like. Gene Ontology annotation, biological process: regulation of GTPase activity. The record is from RefSeq and is a predicted model, not a curated record. The annotation marks the transcript as partial. The transcript is spliced from 12 exons. Lineage: Eukaryota; Metazoa; Chordata; Mammalia; Dermoptera; Cynocephalidae.
AGCAGCGACCCCUACUGCAUCAUGAAGGUGGACAAUGAGCCCAUCAUCAGGACGGCCACUGUGUGGAAGACCCUGUGCCCCUUCUGGGGUGAGGAGUAUCAGGUGCGCAUGCCACCCACCUUCCACGCUGUGGCCUUCUACGUCAUGGACGAGGAUGCCCUCAGCCGCGACGAUGUCAUCGGGAAGGUCUGCCUUACAAGGGACACUCUAGCCUCUCACCCCAAGGGUUUCAGCGGGUGGGCCCACCUGACGGAGGUCAACCCAGAUGAGGAAGUGCAGGGUGAGAUCCACCUGCGGCUGGAGGUGGUGCCAGGGCCCCGGGUCCGCUGGCUGCGCUGCUCUGUGCUGGAGGCCAGGGACCUAGCCCCGAAGGACCGGAAUGGCGCAUCUGACCCCUUUGUCCGAGUGCGCUACAAGGGCCGGACGCAGGAGACCUCGAUUGUGAAGAAAUCAUGCUACCCACGCUGGAAUGAGACUUUUGAGUUUGAGCUGGGGGAGGGGGCCACAGAGGAAUUGUGCGUGGAGGCCUGGGACUGGGACCUUGUCAGCAGAAAUGACUUCCUGGGCAAGGUAGUGUUCAAUGUCCAGAGACUGGGAGCAGCCCAGCAGGAGGAAGGCUGGUUCCGGCUGCAGCCCGAUCAGUCUAGGAGCCAUCAGAGGGAUGAGGGCAACCUGGGCUCUUUGCACCUGGAGGUUCGGCUGCGGGACGAGACGGUGCUGCCCUCCGCCUGCUACCAGCCCCUGGUGCAGCUGCUGUGCCAGGAAGUGAAGCUGGGCAACCAGGGCCCAGGGCAGCUGAUCCCACUCAUCGAGGAGACAACCAGUGCCGAGUGUCGCCAGGAUGUGGCCACCAACCUGCUUAAGCUCUUCCUGGGGCAGGGGCUGGCCAAGGACUUUCUGGACCUGCUCUUCCAGCUGGAGCUGGGUCGCACCAGUGAGGCCAACACCCUGUUCCGGAGCAACUCUCUGGCCUCAAAGUCCAUGGAGUCUUUUCUGAAGGUGGCUGGGAUGCGGUAUCUGCACGGUGUCCUGGGCCCCAUCAUUGACAGAGUGUUUGAGGAAAAGAAGUAUGUGGAGCUGGACCCCAGCAAAGUGGAAGUUAAGGAUGUGGGGUGCUCGGGGCUGCACCGCCCACAGACCGAGGCCGAGGUGCUGGAGCAGAGCGCGCAGACGCUGCGCGGCCACCUGGGGGCGCUGCUGGGCGAGCUCUGCCGCUCGGUGCGUGCAUGCCCCGCUGUGGUGCGCGCCACUUUCCGCCAGCUCUUCCAGCGCGUGCGCGAGCGCUUCCCCAGUGCCCAGCACGAG